This is a messenger RNA of Owenia fusiformis, 2822 nucleotides long. The record is from the annotation of a GenBank genome assembly. Lineage: Eukaryota; Metazoa; Annelida; Polychaeta; Sabellida; Oweniidae.
AUUACUCUGGACGAAAUGCUACGAGAAGAAGAAUGUCUAUUCAUUAAUGCGCAUGCGCGAGAAAUUGGAAAAGCAAAUCAGGCGCGCCGUUCCCAUAUACAGGCCAAGGCCAAGGCUGCAGUUUGUAUGACUGUUGUAGUCAGGCUACAUUUCUAUAUUAGAUCUGUCCCUUUUAGGCAGUAAAAAAGUUCUACAUGGCAGGCAUCGGGGAUGUACCUACCAGGACAGACCUGGAGGAUCUGAACAGGGAACUUAUACACCAGACACGUCUCACAGGCUCUCCCUCAUCAAGUCCAAGCCAAGAUGUACAUUCCCUGGCAAAGACAGACCUAUCCCGUUACCACCAACUAUCACCACCAGAUGACUACAAGUAUGGUGGUGCCACCUUUAGUAACCCCAGUGAGGAUAUCGAUUCUCAAAAAAUUCCAGGAUUUCAGCGACAGUUAAGUGCUGAUUGGAAUCGAGUAGACAGUACUUCCAGGGAUAUAAAUAUCUCAAUGGAAACUGAUAGUAUAUCUUCAACACAAGACAUUGAUUUUAGUAUGAGAAAUAUAGCAUCUUCAGAAUCGCAGAGUCCUACACAAAGUCAGCCAGCGGGAAGCCCCAUUGAUAAAGUAUCUACAUCAAGUCAGGAAUUCCAGAAACCACAAAACAAGUCCCUGAUGAAGAAAAAUAAAAUCUGCAAUGUUUGCGGUGAUUUUGCUCUAGGGUAUAACUUUGGAGCUGUGUCAUGCGAGUCAUGUAAAGCCUUCUUUAGAAGGAACGCUUUCAAGAAUAUCCGUGGCCGAUGUGAUGGAACAUGUGAAGUUGUCGUGGAAACCAGAUCAUUUUGCAAAAAAUGUCGCCUCCAGAAAUGCUUUACUGUUGGAAUGAGGGCACAUAUGAUACUAAGUGACACUCAGAAACUUGAGAGACGGCAAAAAAUUCUCGAGAACAAGCUGCGUCGUGAUAAAGAUUUGCUCCCUGAAGAACAUAACGAGCUGAAACAAAUAACCGAGGCAUUGAUAAAGCGUGCAAAUGAACCUCAGAUAGAAACCCCAAUCAAACGUGAGCCCCCCUCUGUUGAAUGUGUCACUGUCACGCCUCCAGUUCCUUCGAUGACUCCAGUCGACCAUGAAAUCCUGAAGGAAAUUUCAAUCGCCUAUAAAACAGCAGUUGAAGAAUGUCCCCCAUGGUCACAACUUGGUAACCCAUCAGAAGUAGAGUUUGUGAAUUUAGCGGACCGUAUGAUCCGAAUGCAUAUUGUUAUGGCAAAGAAAAUGCGUACUUUUAAAGAAUUAAGCCAGGAGGAUCAGAUAGCACUAUUGAAGGGUUGCUCAGUGGAGUGGCUCAUUUUGCACUCCUCCUCUACAUAUGACACUACUUCUGGAGGGUGGAAGGUACCUAAUAGUAGCACUGAGGUUGCCCCUGAUGAACUGAACCGAACUGAUAAUCAAGAACUUGCAGAUGUAUACAGAGGCUACCUCCAAUUUGCCCAAAGGUUGAAUAGUGUAAAUGAAGGGGAUGAAAAAAUCAUUCACCUUUUAAUGAUUUUAUCCCUGUUUAGUUCUGAUCGCGGGGGCCUUAGUGCCCCGGAGAAAAUAAAUGACCUUCAAGAGAAGUAUGCAUCUGCAUUGCAUCACUAUGUUACUGAUACAUUCCCUGACAAACCAGGAAAAUUUGCCAAGUGUAUAAGUCUACUAGCUCAGAUACGAGAAUUGAACGAGCAUCACUCAAAAAUGAUGCUUACUAUGAAUCCAAAUGAGAUAGAGCCGUUACUUUUGGAAAUAUUUGAUAUUAAAAGCAAAAAGUAAAAGAUUCAUAUAUGAUGUCAACUUGAUAUGAGAUAAUUCAAAGAAUACCAUGAGUACAGCUCAAAUAACUUAAGAUGAUGAAUAUGUUUAAAUACAAAUUGUUUCUGUCAUCAUUCAGUGAUGUCAUGUCUAGAAGUUUGAAUCAACAAAAUGAAUUCUAGACCCUUGGUGUUUUACAGAAAAGAUGUGUAUUUUAAGAUAUACAAAUUGUAAAUGAAAAUUAUGUAAAUUAGCUUUUUUUGUGGCUUCAGGUUAUUUAAUGAUUUAUAUGUGGAGUCUCAUGUUAGUGAGGGGACCAAUCAUAAUAAGGAAAUAUUUAAAUGACUCGUCUCACUUGUCAAAGCCUAUUUUGUUCACAUAUUUUAUGUUAUAUAUUGGGUAUGUAUCAAGACUCAAGAGUCUCUUAAAAUUCCAGGGUCCAUUGGAUAUUGGACUUGAUUAGCUAUUUAGUGGAAAAUUAAAUUACUUAAAUGCAUUAGGUUACUGCACUCCCAGUAAUUUUGUGUGCCACUAACGUUUUUGUUAUUUAUUUUGCAAAAUACUAUAUUGUAAAUCACAAUUUCUGAGAAUUCCUGUGUUUACAGUUUUCUGUUUAGUGUUGACAGUAUAUCAUUCCGACAUGGAAUAAAUACGUAUUGUGUAAUAGUAUUGUUGCAAAGAUGGACACGGGAAAUUGGAUGAAUGUUGCGAUGUCUCAUAUCAGCGAAAAAUAAAUUUAGUUGCAGCAAAAUUUAAAAAAUUUGAAACAGAAAUCGCAGCAAAAUUUUGAAAUCAUGAAAAUCCAAAAUUUGAUAGUGUUAAAACCAAUCAGGAGUACAGUGCUCAUGUAAAGCUCAUCUUAGCAAAAACAAAUGUGAAUACACCAUGUGCAGUUUUUUAGUGUAUUUUUUUAUUAUCCCACCAAACGAUGGUAUGUCCCCUUGUCUGUUGGUUUGGUGGGAUUUCCUACUCCUUGGGAGUUGCUGUUUUUUCUAGUUGUAGAAUAGUCCAAAAUCUCAACGCAUUAGAUUUUUAUCAGAUAUUGCUCAG